AUGUUUGUAGUCUGUCGAUACGGGUCGGUAAUCACGGUGCCACUUCAGUGUGCUGAACGCUGUUCAAUUCGUCUGUGGAAUGGUGCUCGUUUCAAGCUCAGCGUUAUCACCGUGGUUUUUCGUUUUGUCAGACAGUUUUUCACGUUUGACAACGCGUCCUCUUUCAUGAGCCUCAGCUCAGAACACCUGCCUCGUUCGAUUUUCGCCGAUUACCUACCUGCCAAGCCCCAGUUCAGAGCCAAGCACGAACAAGGCUCGUCCAUCGAGCAGCGUCUGCCAGACGGUCGCUUUCACGCUAGAAUCAACACUGGCCCAGUCGACGACGUCCCAUGUUUAAUUAACGGCGUAAAGCAUGUAUUCACGUGUCGCAGCCUCAAGUCGCCGUGA
Molecule: messenger RNA, 387 nt
Organism: Soboliphyme baturini
Lineage: Eukaryota; Metazoa; Nematoda; Enoplea; Dioctophymatida; Soboliphymatidae
Source: the annotation of a GenBank genome assembly